Messenger RNA from Colletotrichum acutatum, 603 nucleotides. RefSeq names its product actin-related protein 2/3 complex subunit 5. Gene Ontology annotation, biological process: regulation of actin filament polymerization; Arp2/3 complex-mediated actin nucleation. Gene Ontology annotation, cellular component: actin cytoskeleton; cytoplasm; Arp2/3 protein complex. Gene Ontology annotation, molecular function: actin filament binding. NCBI's taxonomy places the organism in Eukaryota, Fungi, Ascomycota, Sordariomycetes, Glomerellales, Glomerellaceae. The transcript has 2 exons. The coding region runs from base 1 to 603 and encodes 200 amino acids. The record is from RefSeq and is a predicted model, not a curated record.
AUGUCUAUUCACCGGGAGCUCAACGCCGCCUCGCUCAGCGACGCCUGGCGGACCAUCAACAUUGAUGCCCUGCAGGAGGACUCGGCGUGUAACUUUGACACCAACACCUUGCGGCCGCCGCAGCCCGAGAUUGGCGAGGACGAGGUCCGGCAGCUCGCGGGCCAGGUGCGGCAGUUGCUUCGCGGCGGAGACGCUGAGGGGGCGUUGAGGGGAUGUUUGGAGUUUCCUGUGUACAAUGGACCUGAUGGCGCCAAGGAUGCCCACCUCCAGACCAUCACCGAGGUCCUCCAAUCCAUCAAGGCUUCCGAGAUGACGCCCCUCCUCAAGUCCAUCUACGGCGGCGCCGGCGGACCCGAGCUUCUCGACGUGCUGAUGAAGUACAUUUACAAGGGCAUGGCGGGCUCUGCGGCCUCCGGAGGACUGAGGUCGCCGCCGCCGCAGGCUGCGCCGAGCGGGUUCAGCCAGAUGGGCGGUCGCCCGGGAGCCACCAACGAGAACGUCGGUAGCGCGAUGAGCGUGUUGCUUAGCUGGCACGAGAAGGUUGUUGACGUGGCUGGGUUGGGAACUAUUGGUCGUGUCAUGACGGAUUGGAGACGGGUUUAG